CGCCCUCUUCGCUGUAUCUGUUACAUUCUUUCGCAGUUUCUAUCAAAGGUGCUUCCAGCUACGCUCCAAUCCGGCGAGCCCUCAGCAUCCACAUCGGAGUUAUUUCGCGUUCACUAGUGUUUUUUUUUUUAUGUUUAUGUUCCUCAAAAGCAAAAGGGAGGAGAGGAGCCCGUCACUUUGUUCCCGUCACCAGUAACAUCAGUAAACAGCAGAAAUGGCAGAAGCCCAUCAGGCCGUGGCGUUUCAGUUCACUAUCACACCAGAAGGGAUCGACCUGCAGCUGUCCCAUCAGGCCCUGAGACAGGUCUAUCUGUCAGGCCUUCGCUCCUGGAAGAAACGCGUCACACGGCUCAAGAACAACGUGAUCACUGGUGUGUAUCCCGCCAGCCCGUCCUCAUGGCUGUUUGUCGUCAUCGCGAUCUUGGCCACCAUGUACACUCGCUCUGACCCUUCCAUGGGCCUCAUCGCUAAAAUCCAGGAACAUCUGCCGGUCAGUGACUCUCUGAGCAUUCAGUGUCGGACGGUGGUUUCUGCCGUCUUGUUCAGCACUCUGCUCUGGUUUUCGCUGAUCUUCACCAUGAGGCUUUGUCUGAAGCAGCUACUGUCGUAUCACGGCUGGAUGUUUGAACAGCACGGGAAAGUGUCCAACACCACCAAAAUCUGGGCGGCCAUGGUCCGGAUCUUCUCAGGCAGACAGCCUCUAUUGUACAGUUACCAAGGAUCUCUGCCCAACCUGCCCGUUCCAGCAGUGAAGGACACGGUUAAGAGGUACUUGGAGUCUGCGCGUCCGUUGAUGAGCGAUUCUGAAUACGAGAGGAUGACGACUCUGGCCAAGGAGUUUGAGAGCAGUCUGGGAAACCGUCUGCAGUGGUACCUCAAACUGAAAGCCAUGUGGGCGUCCAACUAUGUCAGCGAUUGGUGGGAGGAGUAUGUCUACCUGAGGGGGCGUGGCCCAAUCAUGGUCAAUAGCAACUAUUAUGGAAUGGACUUCCUCUACGUGACUCCUACCCCGAUUCAAGCCGCCAGAGCAGGAAACACGCUGCAUGCCUGCCUCUUGUACCGCAGGAAACUCAACAGAGAGGAAAUCAAACCUAGUCGUGUGCCAGUAUUAAAUGUUCCUUUGUGUGCCGCUCAGUGUGAGAGGAUCUUCAACACCACACGCAUUCCAGGAGAAGAGACUGAUUCCCUGAUCCACUGGCAGGACAGCGAGUAUGUGGCGGUGUUCCACCGAGGCCGUUAUUUCCGCCUGUGGCUGUACCACGCCGGCCGCAUGCUGUCUCCCAGAGAGAUCGAGCACCAGAUUCAGCGUAUCCUGGACGACCCGUCUCCUCCUGUCCCCGGAGAGGCCAAACUCGGGGCCCUGACGGCGGGAGACAGAAUUCCUUGGGCUCAGGCCAGGAAAGAGUUCUUCAGCUCAGGACUGAAUAAGAGGUCUCUGGACUGCAUUGAAAAGGCGGCGUUCUUCGUUGCCCUGGACGACGACGAGCAAGGCAUGAGGGGAGAUGAUCCUGCCGGCAAUUUAGAUCGCUAUGCCAAGUCCCUCCUGCAUGGCAAAUGCUACGACAGGUGGUUUGAUAAGUCGUUCACUGUGGUGGUGUAUAAGAAUGGCAAGAACGGCCUCAACGCUGAACACUCCUGGGCAGACGCUCCUAUAAUGGCUCACGUGUGGGAGUAUGUGAUGACAACCGAUAGUUUCCAGUUGGGUUAUAAUGAAGAAGGUCACUGUAAAGGAGACGUGGCCUCCUCCCUGCCUCCACCUACUAGACUAACCUGGGACAUACCUGCCGAGUGUCAGGAGCGUAUCGAGCGCUCUCUCGCCGUAGCUCAGGCUAUAGCCGAUGACGUUGACUUCCAUGUGCUGCCGAUACAAGAGUUUGGAAAAGGUGCCAUCAAAAAGUGUAAAAUCAGCCCGGAUGCCUUCAUUCAGAUCGCGCUACAGUUGGCCUAUUUUAGGAAUCGAGGCACGUUCUCUCUGACUUACGAAGCGUCUAUGACUCGUUUAUUCCGCGAGGGCCGGACUGAGACGGUGCGCUCCUGCACCAGCGAGAGCUGUGCCUUUGUCAGAGCCCUGGAGGGCGGAGAGAGUAAGGAAGUGUGUCGGCGUCUCUUCCGCACGGCAUCUGAGAAACACCAGAAUCUGUACAGGAUGGCGAUGACGGGAGGAGGAAUAGACAGACACCUGUUCUGCCUCUACAUCGUGUCCAAAUACCUGGGAGAGGAGUCACCGUUCCUUAAAGAGGUGCUCUCAGAAACGUGGCGUCUGUCCACCAGUCAGACUCCUCUUCAGCAGGUGGAGCUGUUUGAUUUCGUUAACCACCCGGAGUACACCACCUGUGGUGGAGGAUUCGGCCCGGUUGCAGAUGAUGGUUAUGGCGUGUCUUAUAUCAUCAUCGGAGAAAACAUGAUCAACCUGCACAUUUCCUGCAAACACUCUUGUCCUCAGACCGAUUCUCACAAGUUUGGAGCUGAUAUCAAGAAGGCUAUGGAGGAUCUUCUGGAGCUGUUGUCCCCGGAGAAACCAGACCCGUCCAAAACUGAGCAGAACCACUCGAAGAAAAGCAAAAAAGACCUGUAGAGGUAGAACAGAACGCCCAUGACGGUCAGAGGAAGACAUGAGGUUGCAUAGAACUAGAAAAUAGCGUGUUUGCCUGUGUGUUCGUGUGGAUGCGUGUUUGUCAUCGCAUACGGACAUGCAUUCACACAUUUCAUGCUUGUUGUACAAAUCGAUGCCAUGAAGCCAUGAACAACGUAAGGAUGUGAAAAUGGUGGAAGCUGCUUCGUCUAAAAACGUAUUAGUUUAAUAAAAUGUAAAAAAGAGCAUUAAAAGCAAGAGGUAGUUUGAUAGCGGAAAGGACCAGUCCGUUUAGAUUUAAUCGGGUCCUCAUUUUUAAAAAUAACGAAGAACCUGAAUUAUUAACAUGCAUCGCCAACAGGGUGAUGGUAGUCUAAUGGUUAAUGAUCUGAUCAGCUAGCUAAAUAGUUGUAGGUUCGUUAAAAAGAAGCUUGAGCGAGGAUCUCAGUAAUGCAUCACCUCUGUACCUUCUGAUGAAGGCACUUCACUGCUCGUACAGUACCAGAAACCACAUCCCCGUCUUGUAAGAAUAACUUGACCUCGGACUAAAAUCAAGUGUCAUUUUACUUGAAUCCCAGAGCAGAAGUAUGUUUAAGAUUUCAGUGACUAAUGACUCAGAACAUUACACGUGACUGCACUUUUAAUGUGAUUGUCCAGAUACAUCGAUCCGUUGAUCUCACCGUUAAGUCUAUUCAUUUUAACUGUCUUCUUUUUAUUUAAGCGUACCGUCUUUUUCUUUGUUUCUUUUUUUUUUUAGGUAAAGUUAAGACAAAAUAACUUUAAAGUAUUCACAAUGUAUUUAGCAAGGUAGAAUACGGUCUGCUAGGUCAAAAGAGAGCAGUGCAGAGAAGAGAAAAAAUGAAGCCACAACACAUUUCUGUUAUAAUCUCAGGUGUUACCUUAGAAAAUAAAUCAUGGUCAGUUAAUUGCAUACAGUUCCUGUUUACUUGUACCCAAAGAGGCGUCCUCUUAACAAAGAUAAGUGUAUAGUACAAAAUCUGAUAUGAUUUUAAUUCUAAACGGUGUUUUUUUGGAAUUAAAUGACAUGGUUAACCUUCUAACGAACUAAAUUACAUUUAGGAUGUUUUCAAAGCUAAAUGCGGUCGUGAUUAUUAUGGAUUUAAUAAUAAUACUGAACCAUUUGUACUAAACUUCUACUUUUGGAAGAAAAAAAAGUAGUGUGAUUUUUAAAGCAAAACAACUAUUCAAGAUGUUUGUUUCUUCAUCAGAUUUGGAGAAAUGUAGCGUUGUUUGACUUCCUCUCCAGUGAAUAGGUGCCGUCAGAAUGAGUAACGACUUCAAGACCGUGAAAAUUAUACGUUUGUAACGAACUGAUGAAUGAUGUUAUUUUAUGUAGAUGUUUUCUACAGUAUAAACAAACAUCACUCAGUGUGCAUGCUUAACUUCUGGUCAACUCGAUAACAACAGCUAAGUCCUCCUAGAGUAGAUUAAUUUUUGGAUUACGAGCGAAAUAUGUUUAAUACGGAUUUAUUAAGAAAGCUGCUUCGUUCUCGUCGUGCUUUAAACACGAGAAAUAGAUGUUCCCCUCGGCUGUAGACAAAGCAGCUCUGAGCUUACACAAAAUAUCAUUUUCUAAAGACAGUGUUCCUUCAGGAAUACAGUGAUAUUAAAAACACCCAUUGAUUUUUAUACGCGCUCAUGUUUAUACAAGAAGCCUUUUGAAAAAUUGGUCAGUUUUGAUAUAUCGUGGCAGGUCGCCACAAAUAGAUAAGUGUAUCUCAAACACAUCCCACAGCAAAAUAAGCACCGAUUUUGUUACUCCUCAUUAGCUGCGUCUGUAGCCGGCGGCACUAACCGGAAGUUAACGUAGGGUCAGGUAACUUGAAUGAAACCGUCUAUAUAAAUAUAUAGCUUCAAGCUAAAAUUCGAGUCCGUAAUUGCUUUUUCCAGUUACAAAAGUAGCCACAUCGACAUCAGGAGACAAAUAUGCACCGAUCAAAAUUCAGUUUGCAAGAAAAAAACCUUCUAAAUAAAUAUGUUGUUAUGGAUUAUAGACUAUUUUGGCCUAAAGUUAAAAUGACUUAAUGGAUUUGUUUUUUUGCAAACAUGCAACUUUACGCUUUUACAAAGCAUUAAUUGAUGGAUUACUGUUUUAUCAGCUGCAUUCACUGCAGAGGACCCAUUGGUGACAUAUAACGAUAAAUUUCUCCAAAUCUGACGAAGAAACAAACUCCUCCUACAUCUUUGUUGGCCUGAGAGCGAAUACCUUUUUUUUGUUUUUACCUCAUUUUUAUUUUUGGGUGAGCUAUUCCUUAAAAUUACCGACAGAAUAAUUCAAAUAAUGCAAGAGAAGCGAGACCUAUUUCUAUAACUGUACUACUAUAACCACUAUACGAUCGAACGCAAUUGUUGCAUUGGAACGUUCGCCAUUACAUUUGUGAAAGACAUGAAGACUGCUUUUUACAGCUAAAUGAAUAAUAUACGCUCAACAACAUCACACAUGUACAAUCACUAUAGUCUGCAUUAACGUGGUAUUCGGUAGGAUGUGUUUUUUGCUUGAAGGCCCUUUGCUUCACUUGGCUGGACUGAGAGCAAGGGCUUCCAUACUUCCUCGUAGUUUUUCAGUUUUUGCCUUUGCAAUCCGUUGGCAGCUCUACUCUUUAUUAUCACUUGUUACGCCCUCAUAUUUGGUAUUUUAAACAAUAUAAAGUUGCCUUUCAAGUGCACGAGGUCUCGUUGGCACAACUAGGUAUGGUCGUUGUGGAAAUAUUGAUAUAUAUCCUUCAAAAAGGUCUUGUCUUUUUUUCCUGUAUUGCCUAACACUGCUUACGCUGUACCUUUCACUUGAGUUUAAACCUUAAUGAAGAAUUUUAUUAUUAUUAUUGUUGUUGUUAUAUUAUUAUUGUCACUAUUCUAAUGAUUAACUUGAAAACAGUAGCAAUGCAAGAGUUUGUGUAGUGCUGGUAUUAGUCUGGAGCGGAAGUGUUUUACCUCAUCUGUCUGAUGAAUGUUGAAUCAUCCAGCGAUCGAUCUCUUUUCUCCCGGGCCAGUACUGUAUACUGUAUCUGCCUGACUCUUUCUCUGAUUUUCUGUGAUUCCAGACUAUCUGUACAAACGCAGAGCUUUACACUCUCUCUCUCUUACUCUGGCAAUCUGUCAUUCCUUGACAUUUUGUAUGUGAAUGAAAAGGAAGAGACGACAGGUCACUUUUUUUUUUAAUUAAAAUUGUUCAAGCACUUAA
This is a messenger RNA of Puntigrus tetrazona (Sumatra barb), 5774 nucleotides long. RefSeq names its product carnitine O-palmitoyltransferase 1, liver isoform. Bases 215 to 2575 code for a protein of 786 amino acids. Lineage: Eukaryota; Metazoa; Chordata; Actinopteri; Cypriniformes; Cyprinidae. The record is from RefSeq and is a predicted model, not a curated record. The transcript has 19 exons. Gene Ontology annotation, biological process: fatty acid metabolic process; carnitine metabolic process. Gene Ontology annotation, cellular component: mitochondrion. Gene Ontology annotation, molecular function: carnitine O-palmitoyltransferase activity.